GCAUAAAAGAAACCCUCUUUCCUCUCCCUUUUCUCAGUUUUCUGCAUAACAAAAAAAAGCAUGGAAGAAAUAAUAAUCUCUCCCUCUUCAUCGUCCUCUCUCGUAUCUUUGCCCCAAGAAACCCCAUCAAACCUUCAACAAAGGCUCCAAUUCAUAGUCCAAAGCCAGCCGGAGUGGUGGACUUACGCCAUUUUCUGGCAAUCCGCAAACGAAGACAAUGGCCACCUCUUCUUGGCUUGGGCCGACGGCCAUUUCCAAGGCACCAAAGACAUGUCACCUAAACUCUCCCACACCAACACCACCCACCACCCCAUGUCAGUCCUACAUUCCGAGAGGAGAAAAUUCAUGAGGGACAUCCAAUCCAUCAUCACUGAAAACCACCACGACAUCGAUAACAUGUCCUUAAACGCCGAUGUCACUGACGCCGAAUGGUUCUAUGUCAUGUCUUUAACCCGCUCUUUCGCAGCCGGCGACGGUGUGCUCGGCAAGGCAUUUAGUACUAAUUCUCUGGUGUGGCUGACCGGCGGCCAUGAGCUUCAGUUCUACAGCUGUGAGAGAGCUAAAGAAGCUCAAAUGCAUGGGAUCGAGACUUUGGUUUGUAUCCCAACGUCUAGUGGGGUGCUUGAAAUUGGUUCUCAGGAGAUAAUCAGAGAGAACUGGGGGUUAGUCCAACAAGCCAAGUCUUUAUUCGGGUCAGAUCUCAUUGGCUUGGUACCCAAGCAACCAAACCCAAGUUCCGGCCCGAUGCAAUUUCUCGACCGAAACAUUUCGUUCGCGGAUAUCGGCAUAAUUGCCGGCAUACAAGAAGAGGAUAAUUCUCAAGAAGAGAAGAAGAAGAAAGAGUGCUUCAGAGGAGCGCAUUCUUCAUACGUGGACUCGGAGCACUCUGAUUCCGAUUGCCCACUUCUCGCUGUAAACAUAGAGAAAAGAACUCCCAAGAAAAGAGGGAGAAAACCGGGGCUCGGCCGCGACACGCCGUUGAACCACGUCGAGGCGGAGCGGCAGCGGCGAGAGAAGCUGAACCACCGGUUCUACGCCCUGCGAGCCGUGGUCCCCAACGUGUCGAGGAUGGACAAGGCGUCUUUGCUCUCCGACGCGGUCUCCUACAUCAACGAGCUGAAGACGAAGAUCGAUGAGUUCGAGUCGCAGCUUCAAAGAGAGUCGAAGAAGGUGAAGUUAGAAAUGGCUGAUACCAUGGACAACCAAAGCACCACCACCUCCGUCGACCAAACCAGGCCUAACUCCGGCGGGUUCGCGCUGGAGGUGGAGAUCAAGAUUGUUGGACUGGACGCCAUGAUUAGGGUUCAAUCGGAGAAUGUUAAUUACCCGUCAGCACGGUUACUGGGUGCGCUACGUGACCUAGAGUUGCAAAUCCACCAUGCGAGCAUGUCGUGCGUGAACGAACUCAUGCUUCAGGAUGUUGUGGUCAGGGUUCCUGAAGGAUUGAGAACCGAAGAAGGUCUCAAAACUGCUCUUCUCAGAAGAUUAGAGCAGUAAGCUAGAUUUUACUGUUGGAUCAUAUUAUAAUUAAUAAGCGCGCGACUAAUAUAAUGCUUAAUUUUUGUUUUUGUUUUUUUUUUUUUUCACUUUACUUUGCACCGCAAAUUUAUAUGUAAUUACGGAAGUAAUGGUAAGCUGCUUUUUUAUUAGUAUUUA
Alnus glutinosa is the source of this 1656-nucleotide messenger RNA. Its product is annotated as transcription factor MYC2. The coding region runs from base 61 to 1497 and encodes 478 amino acids. The transcript has a single exon. Gene Ontology annotation, molecular function: protein dimerization activity; transcription cis-regulatory region binding; DNA-binding transcription factor activity. Lineage: Eukaryota; Viridiplantae; Streptophyta; Magnoliopsida; Fagales; Betulaceae. Gene Ontology annotation, cellular component: nucleus. The record is from RefSeq and is a predicted model, not a curated record. Gene Ontology annotation, biological process: regulation of DNA-templated transcription.